Messenger RNA from Helobdella robusta, 156 nucleotides. RefSeq lists its product as hypothetical. The transcript has a single exon. NCBI's taxonomy places the organism in Eukaryota, Metazoa, Annelida, Clitellata, Rhynchobdellida, Glossiphoniidae. The annotation marks the transcript as partial. The record is from RefSeq and is a predicted model, not a curated record.
GAUGAAAUGUUUUUAAAUACAAGUUGCUGUAUUUGUUUAGAUGACUUUGAGACAGGUGACUUUGUUUGGCAGUUACAGUGUUGUCACAAUUUCCAUAGUCACUGUGUAUACAAGUGGUUGAGAGAGAAAAGAAAUCGCUGUCCUCUAUGUAGCCAG